Messenger RNA from Empidonax traillii (willow flycatcher), 720 nucleotides. RefSeq names its product dual specificity phosphatase 28 (gene DUSP28). Gene Ontology annotation, biological process: protein dephosphorylation. The transcript is spliced from 2 exons. Lineage: Eukaryota; Metazoa; Chordata; Aves; Passeriformes; Tyrannidae. The record is from RefSeq and is a predicted model, not a curated record. Gene Ontology annotation, cellular component: cytoplasm. Bases 40 to 687 code for a protein of 215 amino acids. Gene Ontology annotation, molecular function: MAP kinase tyrosine/serine/threonine phosphatase activity.
CUCUGAAAGCGCUUUAGCUUUGCAAACGCAGCUCUCGGGAUGCAGCCGGCACUAGGACCUGCCUGGAGCCUCUACGCCCCAGCCUGUACAGAAGGGAUAAAUACAGCCCAGCCCGCCGGCUGCGGGCGGCACAGCCGCGCUGCCGCCGAGGAGCCCCCGCACCCCGACCCCCGGCGCGGAGGGGCCGGGGCCCCCUGGCUGCCGAUGCUCCAGCUCUGCAAGGUCACGGCCUCCCUGUUCCUCGGCACGGCCAGGGCAGCCUGCGACGAGGAGCUGCUGUCGCGGGAGGGGGUGACCUUCUGCAUCAAUGUCACCAGGCAGCAGCCGUUCCCCGGCCUCCCGCGGGUGCGCGGCAUUCGCGUGCCCGUGUUCGACGACCCGGCCGAGGACCUGUACCGGUACUUCGAGCCGUGCGGCGCCGCCAUCGAGGAGGCCCUGCGGGGCGGGGGGAAGUGCCUGGUGUACUGCAAGAACGGCCGCAGCCGCUCGGCUGCCAUUUGCACGGCUUAUCUGAUGAGGCACCGACAGCUCCCGCUCAAGGACGCGUUUGAGGCUGUGAAGACUGCCAGACCUGUAGCAGAACCCAACGCAGGAUUUUGGUCUCAGCUGCAGAGAUAUGAAGAAGAUUUGCAGAGACUGAAUCAGCCAGGUCCACCGAGCAAAGGACUGAAAACUAGCGAUGUGUGAAGAUGCUUUAAACAGAGUGAAGUUUCUACAGAU